Molecule: messenger RNA, 1785 nt
Organism: Procambarus clarkii (red swamp crayfish)
Lineage: Eukaryota; Metazoa; Arthropoda; Malacostraca; Decapoda; Cambaridae
Source: RefSeq, a predicted model, not a curated record
AUAAUUUUAUAGACUCAGUAUACCAACACGACAUAAUGAGAGCUACAGAAAACCUACCAGCAUGUGGUGAACAGAAAUGCUGUGCUUCUCCUGACCUCUUCUCUUCCCAGGACGUAACCAGCCCCGCUCCGCCUUCACCGAUUCUCCAGAGUGGAUCCUCCCACGAGGGGAAGCACCAGAGGGCGUGCGACACGCCUCACCGCCGUGAUUACCACACACUAAGGGAAAGUCAGGCCAACGCUAAACCUCCCCAGCAAGAUGAGAGCAGACCCAGCACCCUGAACGAUGAUCACCUUCGUCCAGAUUCCACAGACACAACAAAUGAGUCAAAUUUAAGAUUCUCACCCAAAAUAUCUCUCACUUGUACUGAGGACUCGUACCUGGCCGGGGUGACUGGAAUGGUGCGGGUGAGUACCGUUGAGGGCGAGAUGGUGCUUAACCCCAGCAGCUGGAAACUGGCCCACACCUUCACCGAUCUGCUGGGACGCAAGGCCCAGCUCGUCUCCAGUGACCUCUUGGACCCAGGAGUCAACGACAUCGGCCGCCCUCAUCGCGUGGUCACGUCAGAGGAACUUGUCCAGCUCAUUUCUCACGCCUCUACUUGAACACCCAUCCACACCUCCACAUACACCCACCCAUACCUUCACAUAUCACCCACCCCACCACGUACCACCCACCCACACCUCUACAUAUCACCCAAUUCCCAGCUUCACAUACCACCCACCCACACAUUCACACACCAGCUUCCCACACCUCCGCAGGCCAUCCACCCACAGCACACAUGCCUGUAACUCCACGUGCUGUGUCACACAGCCUGUGUGGGCUGCCACCUAACAGGUGAAUGACCCACACCUCCAAGUAAACAACCACACUUCAAACCUGAACACCCACCUGUUCCCCCACAUGCUGCAUGUUUGCCAUCUUGUGCGGGCCCAAACCUCUUAUACCGCUUGAUGAAUGGCCUGUAGACCUACUUACUGUACACCUCAUCCGGAACACUAACCAAUACCUCCAAGGGUUCUAUGUUAACUACGCUAACUGAGCCAGCCUAUCUGCUUGCCAUGAUCCACAGUCAUGAGAAUUGGCCAUGAGGACCAUGAGAACUGUAGUUGAUAGACGACACUAAUACGUGUCGUCUGUCAACACAACAAUACGUCUAUCGACACCAGUACACAGGUUAUCAUAUACUGCAUCAGUCUGCCUACACAGAUACACAGCAAUAGCCCAAAAAUAGGUGAGCAUAUGCUGCAGCAAUAGGUCUGCAUAGUAACAAGCUGGUUACCUUUAUACAAUUUUAUCUUUCCUUAGAGCGAAUUCCAAUAAUAUAUUUUAUCAGGAUAUUCAUGUGAUAUUCCUUUCGUUGGAGAAUUACUAGUGACAUAGUUAUCAAAUAAUUUAUAAUUUUCUCGUGGAAUUUAUAUUUGCACACGGAUUUAGGCUUAAUUUGUCACAAAAUUCAUCUUUACAUAAACAUUGGUGAGAAUAUUUCAGUUGGUGAUACAUAAUUUAUUAUCUCGAGUGUCUGACGUAGCCUAGGUAUGCAAACAAUUUGUAUAAAUUCUUAUUCAAGUUCAAGUAUGUUUAUUGAGAUAAGAAAGAAAUACAUCUCAAAGGGUUAGAGUAGCUUAGGCUAUUUCUACCCCCCUUAAUUCUUAUUUACUUGAGCUCAAAGUUGUUAGCUUUUUUUUGUUUUUGUGAUUCAAACUGUUUUUAGCUUUUUUUUUGUUUUUGUUUUUGUGAUUCAAACUGUUUUUAAUAUUACCUUUGCUUAUUUACUUAAUCUUG